CUCCCUCCCAUCCAUCCGCCCUCCAGCUGUGUUGUUCGUCCUCCCGUUUUCGCUCUAGCGAAUCCGCUCGACAUCGUUGGGGGUUUCCCUGCUCGUCCGCCCUCUUCUCCCCCGUCUGCCCUUCCCAUGUCGUCCCCCACUGAGAAGGAGGCUGGCUCGACCGAGCCGGUCAAGGAUACCAACCAACCUGAGAUUCCUUCCGAGGAGCCAGAAAAGAGGAAGAGAGAGUAUAAGGACUUUGGACAUGAUGAGGUGAAGGCUACGCACGCUAAGGUGGACAUGUCGCAAAUCCAGUUGCGUGCGGAGGAUCUAUACGACAAGGAAAAGGUCGACCUCGAGACCAUCGUCGUGGAGGAUGUUUUUAGACUUCUCCAGUGCGAUGAUAACGGUCUGUCGCCCGAGGAGGCCAUCCGUCGUAUCGAGCUGUUCGGCCCGAACAAGCUUGAAUCGGAGGAACAAAAUGCCUUUCUGCAGUUCCUGUCGUUCAUGUGGAACCCGCUUUCCUGGGUCAUGGAGGGCGCUGCGCUUGUCGCUAUCGUCCUGUCGAACGGCGAGCACCAGCCCCCAGACUGGGAGGAUUUCAUCGGUAUCGUCCUGCUUCUGUUCGUCAACUCGGCCAUCGGUUUCUACGAGGAGCGCAACGCCGGCAACGCUGUCAAGGCGCUCAUGGACUCUCUCGCUCCCAAGGCGAAGGUCAAGCGUGCUGGGCAGUGGAAGGAGAUUGAGUCAUCGGAUCUCGUCCCCGGUGACAUGGUUUCGUUCAAGAUCGGUGACAUCGUCCCCGCGGACUGCCGUCUGACCGAGGCUAUCAACAUUUCGAUCGACCAGGCUGCGCUCACGGGUGAAUCUCUGCCCCAGAGCAAGAAGGUCGGCGACCAGUGCUUCUCCGGCUCGACUUGCAAGCAGGGCGAGGCUGAGGGUGUCGUCAUCUCAACUGGUCCGAACACGUUCUUCGGUCGUGCCGCGUCGCUCGUCGGUCAGGACGAUGACACCACGGGUCACUUGCAGAAGAUUCUCGCGCAGAUUGGUUCAUUCUGCCUGAUCUCUAUUGGUAUUUUCGUCAUCGCCGAGAUCUUCUGCUUGUACGCGGGCUUCCGCUACAACUACCGUCGCGGUCUCAACAACAUCCUGGUGCUCUUGAUCGGUGGUAUCCCCAUUGCCAUGCCUACCGUGUUGUCUGUCACCCUCGCCGUCGGUGCUCAGCAGCUCGCGAAGUACAAGGCUAUCGUCACUCGUAUCACCGCCAUCGAGGAGCUCGCCGCCGUCACCAUCCUGUGCUCCGACAAGACUGGUACGCUCACGACCAACAAGCUCACUAUCGACCGCGAGACGAUCCGUACCUACGGCCCCUUCUCCGCGGAGGAUGUCAUUCUCUUGGCAGCGUACGCCUCUCGUACCGAGAACCAAGAUGCCAUCGACUCUUGCGUUGUUGGCGCCCUUACCGAGACGUCUCGCGCUCGUUCUGGCAUCAAGCUCCUCGACUUCAAGCCGUUCAACCCCGUCGACAAGCGCACGGAGAUCACGUACCGUGAGGAGUCGACCGGUCGUCUCAAGCGUGUCACGAAGGGUAUGACUGGUAUCAUCAUCGAGCUUUGCACGCGCAACAAGAGCGAGGAGCAGGAGAACAAGCUCGAGGCUGACGUCGAGGAGUUCGCCAUGCGUGGUCUUCGUGCUCUCGCUGUCGCCUACGAGGAGGUUGAGGGUGACGACUUCGAGGGCGAGGGUAACGGCUUCGAGCUCAUCGGUCUUCUCCCCAUCUUCGACCCUCCCCGCUCGGACACGAAGCAGACGAUCGACGAUGCCAUGGCUCUCGGCGUCAAGGUCAAGAUGGUUACUGGUGACCAGCUCGCUAUCGCGAAGGAGACUGGCCGUCGUCUCGGUCUCGGCGACCACAUGUAUCCCGCCAAGGUGCUCAAGGACGGACCUGAGGCCGGUGGCAAGCACGCUUCCCUCGACGAGAUGAUCCUCGACGCUGACGGUUUCGCGGGUGUUUUCCCCGAGCACAAGUACGAGAUCGUCAAGCGUCUUCAGGGUCUCGGCCACUUGGUUGCCAUGACUGGUGAUGGUGCUAACGACGCUCCCGCUCUUUCCCGUGCCAACGUCGGUAUCGCCGUCGAGGGUGCUACUGACGCCGCUCGUGGUGCCGCCGACAUCGUCUUGACGGAGCCCGGUCUUUCCACCAUCGUGCACGCCAUCCGUGGAUCGCGUAUCAUCUUCCAGCGCAUGCGCAACUACUCGAUCUAUGCCUGCGCCGUUACCAUCCGUAUCGUCGUCUGCUUCGCUAUCCUGGCCUUCGCGUUCAAGUUCGACUUCCCGCCGUUCAUGGUCCUGAUCAUCGCCCUGCUCAACGAUGGUACCAUCAUGACCCUCUCUGUCGACCGCGUCCUGCCCUCGAACUCUCCGGACAGCUGGGACUUGGCCGAGAUCUUCUCGUACGCCGUCGCAUAUGGUAUCUACCUCACCGCGUCCACGAUUGCUCUCGUCGCCAUUUGCAUCAAGACGACGUUCUUCUACGACAAGUUCGGUGUCGUCUUCGAGAACGGCGCGAUCCAGGCUACGAACCACAACGACCGCUGCCUCCACUCGAUUGUGUACCUCCAGGUUGCCAUCAUCUCGCAGGCCCUGAUCUUCGUCACGCGUUCGCACUCGUUCUUCUUCAUGGAGCGUCCGUCGGUCGCGCUGUUCGUCGCGUUCUGCAUUGCGCAGCUCAUCUCGUCGAUCAUCGCCGUGUACGCCAACUGGGGCUUCACUGACAUCCACGGUAUUUCUGGUGGCUGGAUCGGUAUCAUCUGGAUUUGGGACAUCAUCUGGUUCGUCCCUCUCGACUGGAUCAAGUUCGCGAUGAAGGCUACCAUCAUCAAGUCGCUUCGCGAGCGCCACAACGCCGCGAUGGCCCAGGCAACCAUCGCCCAGUCGUCGGGCGUCCCCAUGACCCGCACCCAGUCCCGCGCGGCCUCCGUCCACGAGUCGCUCUACAAGAACCGUGUGUCGUUCAUCCGCCGCGCUGCCCGCAAGGUCGGCUUCGGCCAGAAGGUCUCGAUGAAGCCCGAGGAGCUCCAGCGCUUUAGCAGCAUCCAGGCCCAGCGUGCGGGUGCGACGCUCGCGCGCAACCCCUCCCGCACCGCUGCAUAGAUGAGUACGCAGGCUGCUGGCGCGUUGGUGGCUGGCCGUGGCUAAGACGCAGGUGUCUCCUUCCUCUCCGUCGAUUUCGUUCGUGUAUACCCCCUGUAAUUCCGCCUACCCCUCGACACCUGUGGCACUGGUCUCUGGUUGGCUCCUCGCGCGUCGGUGCGUCUCGCGUGCUUGUGUUCCCAUAUUAUUACUUCGACGACUCGUGUUUUACCAUGACCUUGACUCUUUUUCAUGUUGUACACGCCUCACGAUGUGCGGUAUCAUUCCGUAGUUCGCAUCACACGACUUGUAUGGUAUAUACGUAGCAAAAGUAAUCUCAUGCAUAGAUUCCCGGG
Messenger RNA from Rhodofomes roseus, 3467 nucleotides. Its product is annotated as plasma membrane H+-transporting ATPase. The coding region runs from base 127 to 3132 and encodes 1001 amino acids. Gene Ontology annotation, biological process: regulation of intracellular pH; proton export across plasma membrane. The record is from RefSeq and is a predicted model, not a curated record. Lineage: Eukaryota; Fungi; Basidiomycota; Agaricomycetes; Polyporales; Fomitopsidaceae. Gene Ontology annotation, molecular function: ATP hydrolysis activity; ATP binding; P-type proton-exporting transporter activity. The transcript has 5 exons. Gene Ontology annotation, cellular component: plasma membrane.